AUGGUCCUGUCAUGGCGGGGCGGCCUGUCCAAAAUCACACAUCUCCGGCGAGACUCGAAUCCUAUUGGUGCAUCGGGAUGCCAAAGCCGCCGCGGUCCUGCUGGAAGGGAGGCUCUGAUUGGUCGGGGUGUGCUUACAGCUAAGUCUGUCCGUUUCGCGGUGCUGGAGACGGACGGGGGGGGCGACAGGGGAUCAUUUCCAUGGACCAUCUGUCUCGCUGGCUGCGCUCACAACAAAGAAGGACCCAGGAUGGUGUUAGUCCAUGUCGGAUAUCUGGUUCUCCCCGUCUUCGGCUCAGUUAGAAAUAGAGGAGCGCACUUCAGCAGGCAUCAGCACAGCCAUGCUACCUCCUGCCGACAUUUUCAUCUGGGCACUCCCCAGGCUCCCAUCUCAGCAGAAUUCCCUCUCGGACAUGCCGGCCAGCCCCCGCAGGCGGGCCUGGCCGCCCACCUGCCCCCUACGCACCACCCGACUCUCACUGCCCUGCCCGCACCCCCUCAGUUUCAGGACGUGCCAGGGCCUUCAUUCCUACCUCAGGCCUUACACCAGCAAUACCUCAUCCAGCAGCAGCUCAUUGAAGCGCAGCACCGCAGGAUCCUUCCCCACUCCUCCAGAAGAACCCAGGAGCGCAUUCCUCUGAAUUCUCACCGAUUGCGUUCGGGUUAUGAGUACUCCCCUCCCAUCCACGUCCCUCAGCCAAUAACGCAGCAGCCACGGUACCUGGCUGAAGGCACGGACUGGGAUCUCAGUGUUGACGCUGGCCUCCCUCAUCAGUACCAACUCCAGCAGCUUCCGCAGCACUAUCAGCAUUACCUGGCUUCCCCUCGAAUGCACCACUUCCCCAGGAACACGUCGUCUGCCCAAGUGGUUGUUCAUGAAAUCAGAAAUUAUCCAUAUCCCCAGCUGCAUCUGUUAGCACUGCAAAGUCUGACUCCCUCGAGGCAUGCCACCGCUGUGCGAGAAAGUUACGAGGAGCUGCUGCAGCUCGAGGACCGACUGGGAAGUGUCAGCAGAGGAGCUGUCCAAACAACCAUAGAGAGAUUCACCUUUCCACAUAAAUACAAGAAGAGAAAGCCUCUGCAGCUAAAGAUUGGGGAGGAAGAGGAGGAAACAGAUGUGGAUGAGAAGUGCACCAUCUGUUUGUCCAUGCUGGAAGAUGGAGAGGAUGUCAGGCGAUUGCCAUGCAUGCACCUCUUCCACCAGGGUUGCGUGGACCAGUGGUUGGCUACCAGCAGGAAGUGUCCAAUAUGCCGGGUUGACAUCGAAACACAGCUGAACCCCGACAGCUGAUGAGAUUUGACUCCUUGUGAUUCACUCAGUCUUGUGAGAUUCCUCUCUCUCUUCCAUCUCGGCUCAGCGGCCUUCCCCCACAUGCCACUGUCCAUGCGACCUGCCACCCACCCCCGACCCUCAUGCCUCCUUCUCCACUUGGUGGGUGCUUUGCCAAAUGUCUCCGGACUUCACGCGGCGCAAACCCCCCCCAAAACCCCCACUCUAAUUAAUGCUUUAUUGAGCCAAGCCAGGACUGCACGAGAGGCCACGAAAGACUCUCUUUAUAUAGAAGCACAUCCUCUUGGGACGCAAACGACACUGGAAUACAAAACCACACACUUUCUCAUGUACACAGGGUUUACUUGUAGCUUGCUGGUUGUGAGUGGGGUGUUGUUGCAGUUGUGGUGUUGUACUGUAGGUAGCCACGGGCUGUGUAGCAUGUCCUCAAAGCCAUGACUUUAUGUCUGCAGAGCGGUCACCCACCGAACUGUCUACUUUCUCUAGUUUCUCUGUCUUUUUCUUACUCUGACAUGAAUAUAAGCUUAACAGCAACUAACCGCUCUGAUGCCAUGUUUACCUAAAGAUCUCUGUGGUCGUAGUAGAGUAGCAGUAACCAAUAAGUGAUACUUGGUGGACUCUCGCCUUCUUGGGUCGAAGCACUAGCUAGUUGAGUGUUUUGAUUCCGUCAUACAGCUUUGACUUUUUGCAAUACAGUCGUACUUUAUGCUCUGGGGGGUGUCAUUUGGUUGCCCUCUUGUGCAACCGAACCCUGGUGACUGAGUGGGGGUGUCUAAAAUAGGCAUAAAGUGUUUUUAUUUUUUUUAGUUUUUUACCAAAAUGCAUUUUAUUGAGUUAGCUUGGGUCUGCACACGAGUUUUGUGUGCGCGCGCGUGCGUGUGUGUGACUAAACAAAUAUGUGUCAGUGGCAUGUUGAGUUUGCUUUAAGAGUUAAGAGGUUAAAUACUGCAGCCGCCAGAGCUCCGACAAGACACAAAACCAAAAAAAAAAAAAUAAAUAAAGGGAUGAAAUUAAAAGUUCUUAUGCACUAGGCAUGGGCUGGUAUGGUAUCAUUGUAGUUACACAGAAAAUUAUAAUAAGAAUGUAAAGAAUUAAUUGUUUUAAGACAGAAAAUAAACAAUUAUUCCAAUUGCUGCUAAAACAUUAGAACAUAUUGAAAACCAGGCAGAAUUGUAUGUAUGACAAUUGUUUUAGUUAUUUCACCUUUGAAGCACUGGGCUUCCUUUUGCUCAAUUUUACACACUUUUGGGCAUCUUAGUGAAAAGAUUGAAUGUUCAGCAGUUUUAAAACUGAAAAUAAAAAAACAAACAAACAAAAUAAAACGUGGAUACCAGAGACUGGCCCAUGCCUCUCAUGCACUGCAGAUGUAGGUGGGAGGAUGUAGUUUUCCUUCUGCCUGCAUUUUUUAUUUUAUUUUAUUUUUUUUAUCUGGAAUUGACCUGAAUGGCAAAACAAAGUGUACUGACAUGCAUGUUUCAUUGAAGUUUUUAACUGUCAGCUUGGGCAGCGUCACCUUAACCUGGAAAGGGUGACAAGAUUCCUGCGCAUGACUUAGUUAACCUGAGCUCUGACUAUCUUCUCAACACUAACAAAAAGAAAGAAAGAAAAAAAAAAAGGUCAGUCAGCGGCUGCUCCCCUGACUCGUAGCUUGUGUUCGUCCUGUCCCCCUUCGACGACGACGGGACUCUCUUGAUGUUUACCUUAUUGCCUAUGAAGAGCAAGCACAUAUGACAAUAGUUAUAGCAACAAGCUGUUUUCCUUGAACUUGCAUUCAUUGUAGAUCCAUGCAGUGUUUUAGAUGGGAGAGGAGCGUUUGUUUUUUUUACUACAUCCUGAUCCCAUGUGUUUGUGUGACAGGCCUCCCUUCGUGGUUGCUUUGCUGGUUGCUACGCUGUACUCCUAGAACACAUAGGGCGUGAGGCGACGAAGGCAGCCUCACUCUUGCAGUGCACACAGACACAAGAUGACGCCACAGCAGGAAAAAACUAAAAAAAUAAAAAUCACUUAGUUUUUUUUUUUUCUUUCUCUCCUUCACUCCCACAGAGCCAUGUUUUAAAGAUCACCUUUAGGACCCGCACCGUCCUAUGCACUGUGAUAGGAAGGGAUUAUUAGACCUUUCAGUUCCCGUCUUGUGCACUGCGAGUGUUGACACUGCCUCUUCCCAUGGUGGAGACAUCUGUGAUGAAGUUUUUAUAGUUUACACAGGGUGUUGUCAGCUGAAAUGCCUUAAGUAUUUAACAAUCAUAAUUUAUUACUAAUUGUAGAUAUUGUGGGGAUGUAUUUAAUUUUAUUGUUUUUUUGUCUUUUUUGAGAGUGACAGAAAAAGAGAGACAGAGCGACUGAAUCAUAAUUUAUUUAUUUAGAAAUAACGAAAAAAAAAAUGCUAUGAAAAAAAAACGAUUACCUCAUUUUUGCAUUGUUGGAAAUGGGAAUGCUUUGCAUGCAGUUGUACUUUUUGAACAUUCAAAAUAUAUAUAAAAAAAAAAAAAACAUUGAAAAAACUAGCCCUGCUGUUUGAUCUCCACAAGCUGGCUAUGCGAUGAUUACGGCCCCAGACUGAGCUACUGAGCCUGCUCUCUGUCUGUCUCCCAUGUGGUGCUGUGGAUCUUAGUUACAUUCCAUUCAAUGCAAUCUGUCUGAUCCCUCAUGCUGUGAUGUGGACAAACUGCAAUGAAGUGAACUAGUCUUUUAGUUUGUGUUCUGUUUUGCACUCACCUGUUUGAUAUACAUCGGAACCCUCUCACUGGCAAAAGCAAAACAAAUUUGCUUAGACAAAUUAACUGGCUUUUAUUUUGUAUGCUCUGCUUCUUACAGUGCGCUGUCUUAACGUCUUAUUGAAGCAUGUUCCUUUUUGGCCACUUUUGUAUUUGUCUUUGUCUUUGAUUCUAGCAGUCUUGGAUUCUGCUUCCAAAAAAAAAAAAAAAAAAAACACUUCAAAGACAUAAGCAUAACAAGUGCCUCGCUUUAGGUGUACUGAGAAAUUUCCAUGACACUGAAACCACCGACAACAAGCCCCCUGCCUUAUUGGUUGCAUAAAUAAUUGAAGGAGUGGAGCUAAGACACGUGAACGCCAUUCUAAUUAAAGAGACGGUUCAGAUUUUGUUUUUUGGGGUUCUGUGGAGAGAUUCAGAGCAGAUCUUAACCCUAACCUUAGCUUAACUAGCACAUAAUGUUUUGCUUAAUGCUAAUCUCUAUAGGUUAACACAAGUAUGAGGAAUAACAAUUUACUUAAAUAUUAAUUGCUGCAGAAAUACCUUUCCUGUAGCCAGCUGAUUAGCAGGCAUGCCACUCAUGGUUUGCUAGGUAAACAGUAUUGCCUUUUGAUGAGUGACAGGAGGCAGCGCUCCUUUAUUUGGCACAUCAUGGUUGACUUUCAUAACUUGGAAAGUUUUCAAAGGCAAAUUUGUCUCAGCUGUAAGUCGGGAAAUUUACACCAUCUGGCUGUAAAUAAGAGAAAAACUUUACUCAUUUAGGGACCUUUUCUAAUAUCUCAUUUGAAAGUCUUUCUGAAACCGUGACACACCGUGAUGCCUUGUAACCUCUCCAAAGAACUCCACUUCUAAAAGAAAUAUCAAAACUCUCUUUAAGAUUUUUUUAAAUCAAACUGUUCUACAGGCAUACUUGUACAGCAUUACUUUUAAAAUUUAUUUGGACUAAGAAGAGGCAUGUCACACUGUUGGGUUUUCUAAAGGCCGCAGUGUUGUUGUCGUUUUUUAAAGUUUAUUUUCCCUUCCUGUAUGUUUUCGCUCCUCUUGUUCCUUUUCACUUUCCGUCCUUCUUUUGCUCAGUCUGCUCCCUUCCUUCUCACAGUCUAAGCAAACAGACAUGGAUUACAAAGCACAACUUUUUUCUAAAAAUGCAUGUUUUCUCAGGUGCCAGUGCAGUCGCGAUGAUUUCAUAGUAUAUUGUGAAACUAUAUACAAAGAAUACAAAGAAAAAAAAAAUUAGAUUUUUUUUUUCCGUUGCUUGAUUCUGAAGAACAAACGCAAAGAGAAAAUAAGCCAAAAUGUGCCAGUGAAAGGGCUGCCGCCAUCCUCGUGUGAAGAUCUGCUGUUUAGCUGUGACUGCACAGUGUUUGGGAUAUUUUAUCUGAAAAUAGAAGUAUUUAUCAUUAAUAUUAAAGCAAUAGCGCAUUAACAGUAAUGAGUGUGCUGAUGAAGAAACGAGUGAGAAUAUUAGAGGUAAAUGUUAGAUUCACAUGUGGUGGGAUUUUGUACUUUAUUUAUUAUUAAUACUAAUAAUGACAUAAUGAUUUUAAGGUUUGCAUUGCUAAGCCCAAACUCUCUUCUUUUCUUUUUUUUAAAAAGUGUUUUAAUUUCAUUUCAUGGCUUGUAUAUUAUCCUUUUUUAUGUGCUCUUUUUGUAAUAAACUGGAUUAAACUGAAAA
Messenger RNA from Poeciliopsis prolifica (blackstripe livebearer), 5676 nucleotides. It is a transcript of the gene ark2ca, whose product is annotated as arkadia (RNF111) C-terminal like ring finger ubiquitin ligase 2Ca. Lineage: Eukaryota; Metazoa; Chordata; Actinopteri; Cyprinodontiformes; Poeciliidae. The record is from RefSeq and is a predicted model, not a curated record. Gene Ontology annotation, molecular function: zinc ion binding; ubiquitin protein ligase activity.